ACAAAACAUUCUCUGCGAUUUCGAUGUGAAAGUUGGUGACAAAUCCUUCUGUGCUCAUCGCUGUGUCUUGGCAGCCUCGUCAGGAUACUUCAAAGCGAUGUUUACAAGCAAAAUGAAGGAAUCUCGUGAUGGGUUUAUCAAUAUGAAGGAUGUCGAUCAGAAUGGAAUUUCCCAAUGUAUAGAAUUCAUGUAUAAAGGAGUGGGAAAUUUGAAAAUGGAAUACGUUCAACAAAUCCUGCAAGCAUCCAACCUGUUACAAAUGGUUGGCUUGACUAACUUUUGCUUCCAUUACUUGAAAACCAAUCUCUCUCAGACCAAUUGUCUUUCUGUCAUCAAUUUGGCUCAAAUGUACGAUCGCCUUGAUAUAAAAGAACAAGCAGAACAGGUGCUUAUCACUAAUUUCGAAUCAGUAAUUUCCUCUGAGAUGUUCCCGUUCAUUAUCAAGCCAGAUCUCCUGCGUUACAUGAAAACUCCAAGUAUGAAUUAUCAAACAUCAUGGCAAGCUAUGAUAACAUGGGCAAGAGCAAAAGAUGAAGAUGCAGAGAGAUGUUUUGCUGACCUUGUUACAGUCAUCAAUAUCCAGACUUAUCCUUUCAAAUUUCUUCUGGAGACUGUGUUGGAAGAACCACUGGUGAAAAGUAAUGACAUUGCAAAGAAUUCAGUCAUCACUGCAUUAUUCUCUGAUGUCAAGAAUCUUGAGACAAAUCUUGAGAUUGACAACUGCUUCAUCCUGAAAAAUCUGGCUGAAACUAAUCAAGCUACCAACCUAAAUGCUGUGAAGGAAGUGAUGAAUCAAUUCCUGGAAGCAAAUUUUGAACAAAUCAUUGAGAAAAAAGAGUUCUGUGAUAUCAGCAAGGAUGACAUCAUAAGGAUUUACAAAUCCCCAAAUACAAAAUAUUCGUCCGAGACUAUCAAAUGGCACGGAGCUCUUAGAUGGAUAAAGCACGAUAUUCAAAAGAGGAAAAAAAAUUUUCAAGAUUUGUUCGGCCUCCUUGAUCUUCAAAAAUUUCCUCUUCAAUUCUUGGAACAAACGAUCCGCUCUGAGACUUUGGUCAGAGAUUCUCGUAAAUGUUACGAUAUUCUUAUGGAUGAAUUAUUUUCUCGAGCAAGGAAGAAGUCGUCUUCAAUGGAUCUUUCCCCUCAGCAAGCAGCACCUUCAAAAACUAGAGUCGAAACAGAAACGUACCAAGCCCAGCAAUUAACAGUUGGAGCUACAAGUACUAGAGAUGAAAAUACAGAAACUUUCUUUGGCAAUACUUCAUCAAGUAGCCACAAGUCUAGGAAUGUCCAAGAACCACAGAUGGGAGCAGUGGGUGGAUACAGAAGUGACACAUCAGAAUCUCAGUCUUCAAGUCAAGCUACUUCAUCUGGUCUAAGAAUCAUCAACCGACAACCACCUGGAAAAGGGUCAGUGGAAAGGUUGCCUGAAUCACUGCCAGGAUAUGAAUGGUGUGGCACUUGUGCCAUUACUUACUCAUUCCCUGCUGGAAGUCUGAAUGGUGUUUCAUAUGAGGCAAAGAAAUUCACUGAAUAUUUGCCCUACAUUGGGAUCAUACCCUUGCUCCAGAAAGCAUUCAAUGCAGGAUUGCUCUUCAAGAUUCAGAUAAUUCGAAGCAGCCGAGGAGAGAUAAUAUGGAAUGAUGAAUUUCCUCAUAAGACUAACAAACGUGGAGGUCCAGAUAACAAUGGAUAUCCUGAUGAUGACCAUACGCGUAAACUUCGUGCAGCAUUGAAGGCGAAAUUAAAGGCAGCAGGAAUUAAAUAAUAACAAUAGAUGAUCAACAAUGGACGUUCAACACUAUCCGGACAAUACUCUAUUGAACUCCUUCAUUGAUUUCGUAGUGUCAUUAUCAAGCCACUUAUGAAUAUUAUGAAGUUCAGUGAACUGCGAUAUCAGUCAGACUCGUCCUUGCGUAUUUAAAUCAAACUUUAUUCUGUUCAUUUGAGAAUGAUCAAGAAUUGUAUUUGUCAAUAUUUUUCUAUUACGCUAAUUGGUCAGAAUUUUCAAAACCAACAAUUUAUUUUUUCUCAAUUUUCCAUCGAUUUUGAUCUGUUUCAUCCUUUUAUUAUUAAUCAACUACAUGAUAAUUAUGCAUAUAUGUAUAUAUUUCCUUAUAUUACAUCUACUGUAUGAACAAACAUUUAAAUCAGUUCAUCCUUCCACAUCUGGCUAAUUCCAUCCUAAUUACUUAAGUAUUUUCUCUUAUACUAAUAGUUGUUUUGUUGUUUGUUAAGCCUUUGAGUAAGGAUGAGAAGAUUCGGUCGGUCAGAGUUUACAAAUCUGUAAGAGAGAAUGAAUGUUUUUAUCACGCUCCUAGUAUUCAUUCUUUUAUAGGUGAGCAAACAUGUGCUCAUUUGUGUUUUUCAUUUUCUUAUUAUUCUUCUGUUUGUGGGGAAGGAAACACGUGCCUUUCAUAUUUUAAAAUUAUCCACAAUAAUUUCGCUAAAUUUAUUAAACUCAUGCUUUUGCUUACAUUUUCCUAUUUGUAGAUUGAUUUCCAGACUCAGUUAUUGUUGUUAUGCUGAUUUGGGAGUCAAAAUAUACUUUGUUAUUUGACCCGUUUUUAUAUAUUUUAGUCUACCACUGUUAUUCAGUUCCAUCUCAAUUACGUUAUCAUACUGGAUAAUGAAGUUUCAAUACUUUGCAAAAGUAAAAGAGCAUUUUUAUAUUCAUUGAAAAAAAUGAUGCUUUGAGUCAAGUUUUUGAAUAACUCUCACAAGUUUUACUCCAACUAACUCAGUGAUUCCCAAACUGGAGUUCGCUGACCUUUUGGGUUCAUGAAGCACUUUGGAGGGUCCGCUAAGGAAAUUUGUUAUGUGGCUUAUAGCUUGAGAUAAUACAAGAAUUGAGUGCUCAAAUUUGCAAAUACACAUUUGUCGCCUUUUGCUGCUUUGUAAUCAGUGCUGGAGACACUGAUUCUUUACACACUCUUUCUAUCAUGUCGCCCCAUUGUGAUGUCACAGAGAUGUGGGCCAGUGAUAAUUGCGAUAUAUAAGUUUUGUAUUUAUCCUGUCGAGAAGGCUAGUUGAGCACUCUGUUAUCAGCCCGGUUACCAAAAUCUGAUCUAUAUUCAGAUGUAUCAUGAAUUUGCUUGGCAGGGGGAGCUGUAACCAACCAGAUAAUCCCACCAUAAUAGCCUCCAUUAGUAUUUCCAAUGUCUUUUUGUAAACCAUAUGCUUUAACUAUAUUUGAGCAGCCCCUGUAUAAUUUUGAUUUAUAAAAUACGCAAUUCAAAUGGUCCACUGAUUAUUUUUUCAAUAUAUUU
Molecule: messenger RNA, 3266 nt
Organism: Styela clava
Lineage: Eukaryota; Metazoa; Chordata; Ascidiacea; Stolidobranchia; Styelidae
Source: RefSeq, a predicted model, not a curated record